AUGAACACGGACGUGGAAUUCCACAUCAGGCAGAAUUACCCGUGGAACAAGCUCCCGGCUAAUGUCAAACAGAGUUUGGGGAACUCUCAGCGCGAGUAUGAGAAGCACGUGCUCCUCUACAGCAUCCGCAACCAGCUGCGAUUCCGCAAUAACUUAGUGCGCCACGUGAGGAAGGACGAGCGCAAAUAUUACGAGGAGCUGCUGAAGUACAGCCGGGAGCACCUGAUGCUGUACCCCUAUCACCUGUCGGACAUCAUGGUCAAAGGGCUGAGAGUCACUCCCUUCUCGUAUUACAUAGGAAUCAUGGAGGAUAUUAUGAACAGUGAGAAGAGUUAUGACUCCUUGCCCAACUUCACUGCUGCUGACUGUCUGAGGCUGCUUGGCAUCGGGAGAAACCAGUACAUCGACCUGAUGAACCAGUGCCGGUCCUCUAAGAAAUUCUUCCGCAGGAAAUCAGCGCGGGACCUGCUCCCAGCCAAACCGGUGGAGAUCUCGGUGGAGCCGUGGUGGGUGGCACAGACCGGAUACAUCACCGAGGACGACAUAAGGAUCUGUUCUCCAUCUGAGAAGAAAGCCAUUGAUAAGAUGAUAGAUACAGGUCCUCAGCUGGCCGGAUCGAUGGAGUACAACGUAGUCCUGAGUUUGUACAACCGGGGCUUCAUCUACCUGGACGUUCCCAUAUCAGAUGACAGUUGCAUCUCAGUGCCCCCGCUUGAAGGGUUUGUGAUGAACCGAGUCCAAGGCGAUUACUUUGAAACGCUUCUGUACAAAAUCUUCGUGUCCAUUGACGAGCAGACGAACGUGGCCGAGCUGGCCAAUGUGUUGGAGAUCGACCUGGACUUGGUGAAGAAUGCAGUUUCCAUGUACUGUCGGCUGGGCUUUGCCGUGAAGAAAGGUCCGGUGUUCAGCUCUGAGCAGCUCCACCCCACCUGGAAGAACGCCCCGUCCGUCAACAGACUCAAGAGCACCAUGGACCCCCAGAAGAUGCUUCUCUCCUGGGAGCAAGGCAGUCCCGUCAUGGAGGGAGGCUCCUCGGCCACAGACACCGACACCACCAGCCUGGAAGACCAAGGAGACACGGCGAGUGUCAGCAGCCUGAGUAUUCCAGUCGCUCCCACUAAGAGGAUCGCCUUCCUCUUUGACUCCACCCUCACAGCCUUCCUGAUGAUGGGCAACCUGUCACCGAACCUGAAGAGCCACGCGGUGACCAUGUUCGAGGUGGGGAAGCUAUCCGACGAGACUCUGGACAGCUUCCUGGCUGAGUUGGAGAAGGUGGAGAGUACGGCCGAGGGAGAAGCCCAGCGCUACUUCGACCACGCUCUGACCCUUAAAAACACCAUCCUAUUCCUGCGCUACAACAAAGAACUCACUCAGGACCAGGGACCAGAUAUACCAAAUAUUGCUCCACCUGGAGACACUGUGGAACGGCACCAUCCUACUCGUUCCUGA
This is a messenger RNA of Menidia menidia (Atlantic silverside), 1449 nucleotides long. The record is from the annotation of a GenBank genome assembly. NCBI's taxonomy places the organism in Eukaryota, Metazoa, Chordata, Actinopteri, Atheriniformes, Atherinopsidae.